Molecule: messenger RNA, 1905 nt
Organism: Verticillium nonalfalfae
Lineage: Eukaryota; Fungi; Ascomycota; Sordariomycetes; Glomerellales; Plectosphaerellaceae
Exons: 2
Coding region: 1-1905 (634 amino acids)
Source: RefSeq, a predicted model, not a curated record
AUGAGAAGCAGUCUCCGUGACGCCGGCGGCUUGUUAGCCGGUGCUUUUACUGCAAAGAAGGGUCCAAGGUAUCACAAAAUCGACUGGGAGGCCUUCAACGAAUCAGACUACAGCGGCCGACAAGUUCCAUUAUCACGAAGUCUCGGACGCUGCCUGCCAUGCGGUCUCGGUCGGUGGUCGCUCAAGACGGUCAUCGCCACGGUGGGCAGUCUCGUCAUCCUCACGCUCCUCGCCGUCGCCGGCAGCCGACCCGUGGUGCCGACACCCCCAGCCGCCGAUGACACCGACCCGCACAACCGCCGACUGCGCAUCAUCGUGCCGGCCGACGAGCCGGGCGCCAACCUCUGUAAGAUGCUCCUGUCAACCGUCGCCAACGGCUAUCCGGCACCGCUCAUCAUCAACUGGGGCCGCGACUUCCACAAGCAGGGCGGCUGGUUCGGCGGCUCGCACCUCGGCAAGAUCGACGGCACGCUCGACGCCCUCGAGGCCCUCGCCUCGGACGAGGAGGCCCCGCCCGCGGAGCGGCUGCGGCCCGACGAUCUCGUCCUCGUCGUCGACGCCUACGACGUCUGGUUUCAGCUGCCACCGCGCGUCCUCAUCGAGCGCUUCCUCGCCCAGAACGCCGCCGCCGACGCCCGCGUCCUCGCCGGCUGGUCGCCCGACGCCCCUGACGCCGUCGCCGCCCCGACCCAGCGCGUCAUCGUGAGCACCCAGAAAAAAUGCUGGCCCCGGCCCCGUGACGGUCACGAGACGCACUGCGAUGUGCUGCCCGAGAGCACGGCCCGGGCCGACCUCUACGGACCGAAGACGGACAAGGGCGACCCCGACCGCGACGGGCACGCCCUGCACCGCACACGGCCACGAUACAUCAACAGCGGCGCCGUGCUCGGCCGUGCCGAUGACGUGCUGCGCACGUUUCGUAGGGCCUACGCCAAGGUGCGCGAGGGGCAGGACGCCGGCAAGAACCUCUUCAGCGACCAGGGCAUUCUCGGCGAGAUUCUCGGCCAACAGGAGGUGUGGCGCACGAUGCAGCGCGAGCGUCAGGCUCUCGCCCUCGCGGGGGAGCCCUUCAACGAGACGGCGUACCCGCCUGAUGUGGCGGCCGCUGGAGGUGGCGCUGAGACGUGGGAGUAUGGCCUCGGUCUCGACUAUCUGCAGGAACUCUUCGUGCCGACUGUCUUCGAGGAGGAUGACGGCGAGUACAUGGCCGUCAACGAUGCGGCGCGCAUCAACGUCUCGAGCGAGGAGCGUGGCCUUUCGCCAGCGCGCAUUACGGGCCUGCCGUCUGACGUUGACAACCUUGCGCCGCCCCUCGUGCACGCCAGCGUCGAGUUGGAGGAGCAGCACAAGGAUGAGGCUGCACACUGGGACGCCGUGCCCCUCUAUACCGACUAUUAUACCGGCCGCAUGCCCGUCGGUGUCCACCACAACGCGCAUCGCGAUGGAAUGAAGGGCCCGCGGUUGAAGAUGUGGUGGGACAAGAACUGGUUUCAUCCUUUCCUGCGUGACAUCGUCGCCGCGCGCGAAGUCCGCCCCAUAAAGCUCGCCCCUCUGGCGGUUAUCAAGGCGACAAGCUCAUGGGCACGGGACGUGGUGUACUGGCCUCCUGCCACCGACGCCGAGAGGAGGCGCCCUCGCAUCUUCGAUCGUAAGACGUUGAGCCAGGGGCUCGGCGAGGCCGAGUGGCAUACCCUGUGUCGAAAGCAGGGCGAGAGGCCUUGGUGGGAUAUCAUUUUUGAUGACGACAGGGGACCUGAGGACCUUGGGCCCAAAAAAGGGGCGAAUGCUGUUAAGCCCGAGGUCGAGGUGAAGGAGCCGGCAGAAAAAACAAAAGCCGACGAGAAGCCCCAGGAUAAAGGGCAAGGCGAAAGGAAGCCUGCAGACGCAGCCAUCAUCAAGAGAUAG